GGGGGCGUGGUCUGGAUGCCGACCGAGAUGGCCGCAUAGUUCCAGAGCUCCGCACAAUCCACUCACAAUCCAGCACCAGCCACGAGCAUCGAGACCCAGACGACAGCCACAGCAGCUGAAAUAUGCCAGGCUCACACUCCGGAGCAAAACAAGCCUUCAAAAAAAAAGGGGAUCGAAGGGAAACCGCCAGGUCAGUGGCCGACAUGUUAGCGACACCACGAGGCAGACAGGCCUCCCAAGAUGGCCGCCGACACAGCCCUCACGGCUCCCUCUCCCCAGCAUCCACAACGGGUAGUGAUAUACCCGAAUUCCAAACGGAAGAUACCCCACAUAUUUUAACAAAACUGACAGAAGUCAGGAAUUUUCUAGCCAAGGAAAUUUCCAACAGCACCAAAGAGGUUAAAGCAGAAAUUCAAGCACUGGGCGCACGGACGGCGGCCCUAGAGGAUAAAAUGGAGCAAAUCACCAGCGCUCACAACUCGGUGGUAACACAUUCCAGGACCAUGAGACAACAAAUAACAGACCUGGAAAUGAUGGUAGAAGAUCUCGCCAACCGCUCCAGGCGCAAUAAUGUACGACUCCGGGGACUCCCCGAAUCGCCUCACGAGGGGGACCUGGUAAACAAAAUGAAGCAGUACUUCAAACAACUAAUCCCAGAUAUUUCGGACGAACACUGGGCAAUCGACCGCGCACAUAGAGCGCUCCGGGCGCGCAGGGUGGAGGGACAGACCCCAAGGGACAUCAUCCUCCGUUUCCAUUACUAUUCCACGAAGGAAGCGGUGAUGAAAUAUGCACGGAAUAAAAAUCUGACAUACCAAGACACAGCUAUCAACUUAUAUCAGGAUCUGUCCCCUACCACUCUGCAACGCAGAAGAAACUGGAGACCCCUGACGCUGCUUCUACAAGAGAAGGAAAUCAAAUACACUUGGGGACACCCCUUCAAAUUGGUGGCCUUCAAAUCUGGAACAACAUACACGCUGCUACCAGGAGCGGACCCUAAGAAAUUCCUCAGGAGCCUCCAAGUGGAACCGCCACCAGACUUUGCCCUGACCCAGGAGACGGUACCCGAGCUCAACACUCUACCCGCAGAAUGGACCACCGCCAAAGACUCAGCGGGCCGCCAACACUAAGGACCCAAGAGGGACCCACAGACUUCCAUGCGUAUCACAUAAUCUGCCAAACUGGCUUCCUGGUCAGGUAACCCAUUCGGGGUCUAUCCUCACAGGGGGGGAUGCUUUGACUCUCUCACAACCUAACCCAGCCUGAAACCAACAGGCAACUAUCACCUUCCCAAAACACAAAAGAUAGA
Molecule: messenger RNA, 1309 nt
Organism: Pelobates cultripes (western spadefoot toad)
Lineage: Eukaryota; Metazoa; Chordata; Amphibia; Anura; Pelobatidae
Source: the annotation of a GenBank genome assembly